ACUAUGAACACUCUUCAAAUCAUUGCAGUUUUCUGUUUAGUGCUAGUGACUAUUUCUGAAGCCGAAAUCACCGACAAAGAAAAAGCCUAUGUUCAUCGGUAUUUUGUCGAAUGUGAAGCAAGUUUGAAUAUGUCGUUAGGAGUUAACAUCGAAAAUCGCAUGGAGCAUGGCGAGCAAGUAGUCGGCGAUGCUCAGUUUAAGAAAUUCAUAUUCUGCUUCAUGACAAGAACUGGUUUCGUAAAGCCCGAUGGAUCGUUCAACAAACAGGCAUUCAUUGACGUUCUGAAGGAUGGAUACGAUCCGGCGGCAACAGAUUCCAUGGUUGACAAGUGCUACAAUUAUACGAUCAAGUCCGUGGAGGAGCGAAUUUAUCAGCAAUACAAAUGUAUGUUUGCGAAUCAUUUCUAUUAGUUGAUAA
Culex quinquefasciatus (southern house mosquito) is the source of this 418-nucleotide messenger RNA. RefSeq lists its product as uncharacterized. The coding region runs from base 4 to 411 and encodes 135 amino acids. The record is from RefSeq and is a predicted model, not a curated record. The transcript is spliced from 2 exons. NCBI's taxonomy places the organism in Eukaryota, Metazoa, Arthropoda, Insecta, Diptera, Culicidae. Gene Ontology annotation, molecular function: odorant binding.